CAGGAAAAGGUUGUUAGCAGGGACUCUACUGUGACCUCCUACAGCUAGCUCAUUAGCUGGGCAGCUCUGUUGAACAAAUAUCUAACAGUUACAGCGGAGGUGGGGGCAGCAAACGACAGGGAGGAUUAGCCAGAAAAGCUGUAGCUUGCUACCCUUUGUUGCUAGGCAACAGAACUCACCACUGGAUGUCUGAGAGAUAUCUAUUAGGCACCAUGUUGGUCCCAAUAUUCACUCUGAAGCUGAACCACAAGAUUAACCCUCGAAUGGUGACUAUUGGGAAAUUUGACGGAGUCCACCCAUGUCUUACUGCAGCCACUCAGGCUGGAAAGGUUUUUAUCCACAACCCUCAUGCUCGUGGUCAGAGACCUGUGGCCCACAGAUUGAGCCAGAGCACCCAGGAUUCUGACAUCUCCCUGCUCAACAUCAACCAGGCAGUCACUUGUCUGACAGCAGGAAAGUUGGGAUCAGACACCACUGGAGACACAUUGUUAGUAGGGUCCCAAACCAACCUGCUGGCCUAUGAUGUCCAUGACAAUACUGAUAUAUUCUACAGAGAGGUGACGGAUGGGGCCAAUGCUAUAGUGUUGGGGAAACUUGGGGACAUUGCUUCUCCUCUUGCCAUCAUUGGAGGGAAUUGUGCCUUGCAAGGCUUUGACUAUGAGGGCAACGACCACUUUUGGACAGUAACUGGAGAUAAUGUCAGAUCUCUAGUGCUCUGUGACUUCACUGGGGAUGGGAAAAAUGAGCUCCUGGUAGGAUCUGAGGACUUUGACAUCAGGGUGUUCAAAGAGGAUGAGCUUGUGUCUGAGAUGACUGAAAAUGAGACAGUAACAUCACUGUGCCAUAUGCAUGGCAGCAGGUUUGGCUAUGCCCUGGCUAAUGGUACUGUUGGAGUCUAUGACCGCACCGCUCGCUACUGGAGGAUCAAGUCUAAGAAUCAUGCAAUGAGUAUCCAUGCCUUUGACCUGAAUGCUGAUGGGGUUGUAGAGCUAAUCACUGGAUGGUCCAAUGGAAAGAUUGAUGCUCGUAGCGACCGCACAGGCGAGGUCAUUUUCAAAGAUAACCUCUCCUCCUCUGUGGCAGGAGUGGUGGAGGGAGACUACAGGUUGGAUGGACAGAAACAACUCAUCUGCACCUCCAUAGAAGGAGAGGUUCGUGGUUACUUGCCAGCCAGCAAGGAUCUAAAAGGGAAUCUCAUGGACUCCAGUGCUGAGCAGGACCUUAUUAGAGAGCUCAGCCAACGCAGACAGAAUCUGCUGCUUGAGCUACGAAACUAUGAAGAGAAUGCCAAGGGUGUGUCAGAGACAAACAGUGGGAUGGGUGUAAUACCAGCCAACACUCAGCUUCAGACUGCACUGUCAGUGAGACCUGCUACAGAGGCCCAGAAGGCUCAUGUAGAGCUCAGCAUUUCAACACCGAAUGAAACAAUUAUCCGCGCAGUGCUCAUCUUCGCAGAGGGAAUAUUUGAGGGUGAGAGCCAUGUUGUCCACCCCAGUGCCCAGAACCUGUCAGGCUGUGUCCGAGUACCCAUUGUCCCGCCAAAAGAUAUACCAGUGGAUCUACACAUUAAGGCCUUUGUUGGAGGGAAAACUAGCACACAGUUCCAUGUGUUUGAAAUCACUCGUCAGCUUCCUCGUUUCUCCAUGUAUGACAUCAAUUUUGACUCCUCAGCUGCUCCGCCAACUGGAAGGGUCACCUUCAACAUCAAUGACCGACCACAGCGGGUGGUGAUGUGGCUGAAUCAGAACUUCCUGCUUCCAGAGGGAGUAGAGAGUCCUGAUGUUACCUUUAAUUCACUACGAGGAGGGGGACUAUUGUCCAUCAGUAUGGCCAGCAAUGGACAGAUCACUCUGAGAACUGAUGACAUUGACCUGGCAGGAGAUCUGGUCCAAUCACUUGCCUCCUUCCUGGCAAUAGAAGACCUGUCAGCAGAAGCAGACUUCCCUGGAUACUUUGAGGAACUACGCACUACACUCACUGAAGUGGAUGAGUUCCACUCCGUCCAUCAGAAGUUAACUGCAGCUAUGGCUGACCAUUCCAACUACAUCAGGAACAUGCUGGUGCAAGCAGAGGAUGCUCGCCUUAUGGGAGACAUGACAACUAUGAAGAAGCGUUACAGGGAGCUGUAUGAUCUAAACAGAGAUCUUAUCAAUGAGUAUAAGAUUCGCUCUAACAACCACAAUGCACUACUAGCAUGCCUGAAGUCUGUCAACCAGGCCAUACAGCGGGCUGGUAGACUCCGAGUGGGUAAGCCCAAGAACCAAGUGAUCUCUGCCUGCCGAGAUGCCAUCAAAAGCAAUAAUGUCAACUCACUCUUCAGGAUCAUGAAAGCUGGCACUGCAUCCUCCUGAGGGUGGAAGGAGGGAGGUAUGCACGAAUGGUCCAAUAGAUCAAAAUAGAGAGGGAUGCGCAUAAGCAUAACUGAUGAGUACCGUAAUCUGUUUCAAGCGUGGCACUAGCAAGGACGAGCCUGGGACAAGAAAUAUGUGUGGACAUAUUAGGACUCUGAAGUGGGGACACUGUUGUAGCCUUAAUCCAUCUUUUUCCGUGACUUAGUUUUCAGCAACAGCAACACUGGCACCAGUUCCUUAAAACUUAAAAUUCUGCUAGCUCAGAAAUAAAAAUGCUGACCACAGGCCUAGUGCAAUGGUAAAAUUGUCAUUCAUCUCAGUCAGGCUCUGUGGCUGUUUGGAGGAGCUGAUUUUGUGCAGUCCUAGCUAGAUAAGAGUCAGAGUUAGUGUAGGAGUCAGCAGGUAGGAGUGACACAGCUGUUUAGAGAGUUCAGCAGGACCAAAACAGGAAGUGGAAACUUUGACCAAACCAUCAUUCAUAAGCAAUGGGACAGAUUGUCUGAGUACAGUGGUGCUUUAGAAGAAUUCAUUGUAAUUCAUUAAUCCAAAAGGUUCAGCAUAUUGCUGUUGUCAAAAAUAACUGCAAAACAAAGAUUUUUAUAUCAGUUAUAUACUUGCAUACUGUAUACUGUCUGACAGAAACAGGAAUUAAGAACAAAGAAUAAGUUAAGCGUGAUGUCUGUUAAAUGCACUACAGGUGGUCCAGGUGAUGCAUAAUUGUCUAAGAAAUGUUUAAACCUUAAAUAAGUCAUCCAAACAGUCUGUUUCCACAAAGAAGGGUUAGGGCUAUGUGCUGGAUCUGCACCCAGACUGUUUAAUUCAGCUGACAGUGAUGUUUAGAGAGAACACAGCUGGAGCAGGACAGAGAGCAGCUCCCUCUCAGAUGGAGCAUCGGGGUAUUGACAUCACUAGUGGUCCUGACAGUUCUGUGAGACGGCUCACUCAGAUUCAGCUCUCUUCUCCCAGCUGUUGUGUAUUUGUGUGGUGUUUGUAGCCAAAGACAACUAUUUUAAAUUAAUGAAUGUCAGCGAAGACCAGUGCUGUGUGUUUAACUUGUUUACCUUUUAUAGAUUGUACACAGAGAUUCUAAAUGUAAUGUUAUGUUUGUGGCUCAAACUGUUAUUAAAUUAACUUAUGUUUUAAGAGA
Messenger RNA from Lates calcarifer (barramundi perch), 3498 nucleotides. It is a transcript of the gene bbs2, whose product is annotated as Bardet-Biedl syndrome 2. Gene Ontology annotation, biological process: non-motile cilium assembly. The coding region runs from base 186 to 2351 and encodes 721 amino acids. The transcript is spliced from 19 exons. The record is from RefSeq and is a predicted model, not a curated record. Lineage: Eukaryota; Metazoa; Chordata; Actinopteri; Centropomidae. Gene Ontology annotation, cellular component: neuron projection; membrane; motile cilium. Gene Ontology annotation, molecular function: protein binding.